UUGACUGCUGUUGUUUUGUGUGUAGAGUAAAAAUUAUCUUAAAAUAAAUAACACUCCUAUGUGUUGGUUUUGUAAUAUAUCUUUUGUUAAAAGUUGAAUAAAACACUCGGGCGUUUAUCAUAUUAUGUUGAUUUUUGUACUUAUUUAAGCGUUUUGUCCCUGUGAUAUAAGAAGUUCAUCUCGGCUUUGUUGAAAGUGUACCGAAGUGACAAGUGCCAGCUAGGAUAUAGGCCCUAGGUGAUAAUAUCAAAAGUUGUUUCAUUGUUGGAUUAGUGAUUCCAGAAUAAAGUUGUGACUCUUCGUAAUUAAUUCAUUCUAGUCAUAUGUUCUGGAGGGAGAAAGAUGUGAACUGCACCCGCCCAGCGGCGCUCUGAAAGAGUGCAUGAUGGAAGAGAAGAAAAACUCAGGCAGCGGCGGCGGCCGAAUGGUUGGUUCUAAGGUUUCCCAGAUAGCAAACAUCUUCCAGGCUAUGGCACCAUCCCCAGGUGAUGUGCUUGGUAGUCCGGGAGACGUACCUAAACACGUCGGGGACACCACGGUAACUGUUGUGCGCACGGAGAGCCACGUCGCACGCUUCAACAACGCACGAGCACUCUUUGAGAAACUAGGUUCCGGGGACGAGGCGAAGGUAAAGAAGCCAGAUCUGAGGUCGAGGUCCAGCUCAACAGCGUCGUCUGUUGGAGGUGACUCACCUAACAGAGCUACUCGGGACCCCUCACCCAACCUCAUACCCUCACCUACCAUCCCUACACAGGUAACAAGAACAACAAACGGUGUAACCGGUAAAGUAACUACAAAUGGAACCCAUGAUAUCAACCCAGUGAACAACGAAACUCCCUAUGGGUUUGUGAAACCUUCGGCUGUGAAAAGUAAAGAAAGUGUUCUGAUGACAUCAAAGAUUGUGUCUGUGAAACCGGUGAGUUCGGAAAACAGUGCAGUGAAAAGUGUUUCUAGGACGGUUGCUAACGGAGUGAUGGUUGGCGAGAAACUGGCAAAACCGGAAAAACCGGAGAAACCCGAGAAACCAGAGAGGCGACUGAACAGUCGAGAACUGAUAGAGAAACAGAAGAAUUGGACGGCACAUUUCUCUAAAGCACGAACAAGUCCUAGGUACAACAGUGAUCCCAGCACCAAACCUGUAGAGCCACCUGCAGUAUCUGUCAAUAAGUCUGCUUCAUUCAACUUGCCUAGGACAGCCAGGUCGCCGCCUCCACCUCACCCCACCACACCACCUCCCCCACCACCAACACCACCAACUAUCAUUGCGAGAAGUCCGUCACCAACGUCUGCCACACCUUCAUCACCUUCACUACCUGCUACACCCACCCCUGCUACACCCAUUCCUACUACACCCACUCCUGCUACACCCACCAGCUGCACCACUACUACCACCAACGAGCUCAACUCUACAACAUCUCCUGUUAGCCCUGUCUCUCCAGGCCGAGGGGUAGAUGACAAGCGUAGGAGAGAAGAAGACGUUAGUGAUGGACUCGUGGAAGGUGAAAACAAUGAUCUCAAGAGACAUAAGGUGGAGCUGUCGGCUUCUGUGGCUGAACUGCUUGAGGCCGAGAGACAUCACACCACGACUGUCAUGGCAGCUUCGCCUUCAGAGCCGAGCUACAAAUUCUCGUCGGAAGCCAACGAAGGUGUCUACCAUUUCCAACCAGCCACAGUGACACCAGCCUCAUUGGCUCUGGACAGACUUGAACAACAACUCAGCCCGCCGGAGAGCGAGGAGGAUUUGUUGUUGAAGAAACUGGACGACAUACAGUUAUCCAAGGAAACAUUGGCUCCUAGAUUCAACCUGUCCGACCCCAACAGCAACAUCAACAACAACAACAACAACAUGUGCAGCAGCUCUGUUAGUGAAGAGGACUCAGGCUUUUUAUCUUCAGAGACUCCAAUCACUAAGGAGUUGGAUGGUCUGACAGACAGUGUGGCUGGACUAUCAGACAGCUGUGCUGGACUGCUGGACUCUCGUCUGUUGGACGGAGGACUGCUGGAUGUCCCGGACGUGCAGUACGCUGAUGAAGACUCUAGUGAGGAGGACCAGUACAAGCCUAAGCAGCAGACUGACCCUGCGCCUGUCAUUGAAACAAUGACUCCUGAUGAAGCUGACAACCUGCUGAGCUCCAGGAUCCUGGAGAAACGAUCUCGCAGCCACGAGGCACUACUGUCAGAUGAGGAGGCUCAGGAGGUGGUGAGACUGUUGUCUCCUGACAAAGACAAACAGACGGAGCCUGAGUGGCUUCAAGAUGUUCUAUCUGCAUCCAUGGACAACAGACUAGCGAGUUCUACUAGACAAGAGGACUCCCUGCUAGGGUCCACUGCUACUAUAGACUCCUCAGUGGCUGAUGCUAGUAGUCAUCUCGGCUCUCAGUCAGAUCUAUUAUCUGUUAACAGCCUUGAUGACCUGGACAUAUCAAGAGACAAUGAGGAUGAAGACGACCCUUACCAUGGAUUUGUACCUGAGCCUAAUAGAGAGGUGUACGAGGAAAAGGGCAUCCACUACUAUGAGGACGGCCACUUCUGGAUGGAGAUGCCGGGAUUGCAGGAGGCGGAGGAUGAACCGAACAUCCCUGUCAAACAAAACACCAAGGUCACCUUCAGCCAAGGACCUAUUAAGGUGUACAGUACAUUCUCUAUGUCCGAGUAUGACAGACGUAACGACGACGUAGACCCGGUGGCAGCUUCGGCUGAGUACGAGUUGGAGAAGAGAGUUGAGAAGUUGGAGCUACUGGAGGUUGAGUUGCUGAAGGGGCCAGAGGGGCUGGGGCUGAGUAUCAUAGGUAUGGGGGUAGGAGCUGAUGCGGGGCUGGAGAAACUGGGCAUUUUCGUGAAGACCAUAACAGAGAAUGGAGCAGCUGCCAAGGAUGGGAGAAUACAGGUGAAUGACCAGAUCAUAGAGGUGGACGGCAAGUCUCUGGUCGGAGUGACACAAGCUUACGCAGCCUCUGUGUUGCGCAACACUUGCGGACCCGUCAAGUUUGUCAUCGGACGAGAGAAAGAUCCUCACAACAGCGAAGUGGCGCAACUCAUCAGGCAAUCUCUGCAGGCUGACAGAGAGAGAGAAGAGCACAGGCGGCAGAUGGAACGGCAACGCAACCAACUGUUGGAUCAAGAGAACAACCAGUUGGCAUCAACCAACGAACAUGACAACGACCAACGGACAAACGAGGACAUCAGCUUGGAGGGCCUCAAACUGUUGUUGCAAGAGAGCCGACUGCGUACUGCAGUUGCGGAUGCCGAAGUAGCCACUUUAAAGGCUCGGGUGGAGGAGUUGGAAGAGACCGGAGCCAGCAGGGAGGAGACUAUGGAGAGGUUACGACAGGCAAGUUUACGUGUCAGAGAGGUUGAGCGCAGUCUGGCCUCGGCUAGGAAGGAUGUGUCAACGUAUCAAGACAUGCUAGAACAGUCUCAGGGUCAGUACAUUGUGCUGGAGAAGAAAUAUUACAAGGCCAAGAGGUUGCUGAGGGAGUUUCUGCAAAGAGAAACAGACCUGUUGCACAGAGAGGAGUUCUACAUUCAACUACUUCAAGAGAAGGACACUGAGUACAACGCAUUGGUCAAGGCACUCAAAGACAGGAUCAUCCAAGUAGAGGCAGAGCUGGUGGAGACUCAGAGGGUGGCAGGGUUGCCUGUAGGAUUACCAGGAGGUCCAGCUGUUGCCCCUCGCUUGUCUACGCCUCCGGCCACACGACGACCGUCCGCUCCCCCUCCACCACUACUGCAGCAACUGGGGGCCGAGCUCAGUGAAACUGAGGACAGCGCUGACGAGCAAGACAGGACAGCCACUGUGGAGAGAAAGGUGCCAGCCAAAGAAGAGUUUGAUAAGGCUGUUCCCCAACAUGAGCUGCUGGACAGUUCGGCUCACAAGAGCAAAGCAGAGUUGGCUAUGAGAGGAGGGCUGGCAAACAGACAAGCUCCAACAGGCAAACGAUCUGGCGGACUUAGCAACAGCAGCUCCGACUAUGGCCUAGAUGAAAGCAAUGAUGGAUCUGAUGAUGAGGACAGAAGAAGAGCUUUUGCACAACAGUAUGGAGAUCAAGUUUGGCAUUCAGGACAGUUAGCUGGACCUCCUCCCUCACUGGCUGAGCAACUGAAGCAAGUGUUAGCUGAGAGAGAACGUAGAGCUCAACACGGAGAGAUGAACACUUCUACUACAUCUACAUCGUCAGCUCCUACAUCACUGGAGGAGGAAUUCAGCAUGGCUGUUAACCAAGCUAAUGCUAAAAUCAAGAAAGGCCUGAUCCCCGGCACCCUACAGUACCCUUGGCAGCAGAGUUCUCCCUCUUCAUCAGGCAGUGUAUCUCCGGGAGUAUUAACAGCUGAUCCUAGCCCUUCCAAACUAGGGUCUACAGACUCCAGUGAUGUGUGGAGUCCGCCCCAGCCGUCAGAUCUCAACUCGUCCACCUCUAGUGAGAGGAAGUCUUCCACCCAUAUUUGGCACUCGGCUCCAGUCAGUGACUGGUCGAAAGAACAGGUGUGUCAGUGGCUGAUGGUGCUAGGUCUGGAGCAACACAUCCCCAGGUUCCUGGAGCACCAAGUGACAGGCACCAGUCUCCUAGCACUAGAGUCUCGUGAUCUCAAGAGUCUGGGACUGCUAGGAGACGACAAGACUCGGCUCAAGCGAAAACUCAAGGAGCUUAGAGUGCAGGUGGAGAAGGAGCGAAGGCAGCAUGACAAAGAACGCAAGGAGAAAGAGAGACUGCUCAAAAAGGCAGAGAAACUAGCAGAGAAGGCCAGCCGCAGAAAAUAGAAUGAUCAGUGAUCCAUUAUCACCUGAACUUCUCACAGACCCUUGCUCGCCGAUCAUAUCAUGGUUUUUAUAAUCGUUUAAGCAGAAGUGUAGUAUAGUUAGAACAAAUAAUGAGGUAGAGGACAACUUAGCAGCCUGUAAAAUAAGUGUUCAUCAAUAGGUGUUAACUCUGUUUGUUAACGUCGUAAGUUCGAUCGCAGUGGCUUGCAUCGUCGUCUAAUGAUACUGCCAUCGAAUUGUCAAGUGCAAUGUUUCUUGGGUGCAAUUUUCUUUUUCUUGGAAUUGUGCUUCGCGGUACAGCGAGAAUGGUUGGAAAUUAUUUAUAUAUUUUAUAUUAGUUCCUAUCGAUAUUUUUAUUUAUUUAUUUGUGGAAAAGUGAGGAUUGAAAUCAAAAGUGUUUGAUGUCGCUUAAAAUGUUGGUUCAAUGAGUGUUAUGAACUAAGCUGUAAUUUAAUACUGAAGGGAAACACUUUGAAAUAUAGUUUACUGAAUAUUCAGUUCAGUAGUAAAAUA
Molecule: messenger RNA, 5272 nt
Organism: Macrosteles quadrilineatus (aster leafhopper)
Lineage: Eukaryota; Metazoa; Arthropoda; Insecta; Hemiptera; Cicadellidae
Gene: Spn
Product: neurabin-1
Exons: 31
Coding region: 383-4759 (1458 amino acids)
Biological process (GO): calcium-mediated signaling; neuron projection development; actin filament organization
Cellular component (GO): postsynaptic density; cytoplasm; actin cytoskeleton
Molecular function (GO): actin filament binding
Source: RefSeq, a predicted model, not a curated record